AAAUUUUCAUACAUGGAUGAAUUCUCUGGAAAACGAGCUGUCAAUGGGCUUGUUGUCUCUAGAAAAGGAUCUGGUCUGGUUUUGAGAGAAACUCCUAGCAACAGAGAUAGCAGUGCCCAAUUCUGUAACAGACUUGGAUGCAAUGGGCGUCUAACUUCCACAAAGGGUACUCAAAUUGGAAAAUCCAAACCUCUGAGGCCUUCAGUGCGUCCAUCUAGUAGCGGAAAGGAGAUAGUUGGGAGUUCCUCUAGGACAUGCGCUUCUGUCAGCAACCACCCAAGAAAAUCCAUCGCGGAGCCUUGUAAAAGCCUAUCUCAAUUAGAAACGGAUUCGUUUGAAACUAGUAGUGUCCAGGAUGAACAAGAAGUUGCAGAACUUAUUACUCCACCUGGAAAGAUUCAAAGAGGACUUCACCUUGAAACCAAAAACAUGGAGUCUAGUGAGGUCUCAUUAAUGGAAGUAGGAAGCUCUAGUGUAGCGUCAAAUACAAGAUCUCAUGGGAAUUUUCACCAGAGAUCUGGAUUGAGCAACCAAGCUACUUUAGGUGGUCCGUCAUCCUCUUCGGGAUCUAAAAACCUUAGCUUGAAAACAAAUGCUAGUACAACCAGGUACGGGUUGAGAAGUCUAAGACGCAAUUCAAUAUCUGAUGUUGUCCCAUCAAAUUGUUCAUCAUCGGAUUUAAGCCUAGGUAGAAGGAGGGAAUUGAUGAAAAAGAGAAAUUCGGAAGGGGAAAGUAGCUCUGCUAUCAGGGGCAAGAAGAUAAACGGGUUGUCAUCAGGACAGAACCCCUCCUCCAACGGCAUCUCCAUUUCUGAUUCAAGAAGAGCUGGAAAUACACCUCCUAACAGGGAAAAUGUUGUUACAUCACUUAGAACUCGGAGAUCGAUCAAUAGUCAAACAAGAACAAGGCUUUCUAAUCAAGGAAGUGGAAACAGUUUAUCACGCAAUGCCUCUGCUGGGGCUAUCCCGCAGCGGUCUCGUCCUGAUAUAUCUAUUGACACGAGUUCUUCCGGUUCAUCACAUCUAUCAUUCACUGAAGCUCCCUUGAGUCGAUCUAAUUCUUAUGGUCUAUCAGGCAGUAGCAUUGAGAACAUACGUGGUACUUUACCAUCUGGUGCUCCUGAAGUUGGUUUUAGUCACUCUUCAUUGAAUCGUGAUAGUUUGCGGCGGUACAACAUAGAUGGUAUUGCAGAGGUAUUAUUGGCGCUUGAGAGGAUUGAACAGGAUGAAGAGCUAACAUUUGAGCAAAUACUUGCACUGGAGAGCAAUUUGUUCCUCAAUGGAAUAAGUUUCUAUGAUCAGCAUAGAGACAUGAGGCUGGAUAUUGAUAACAUGACAUAUGAGGAAUUGUUAGCUCUUGAAGAGAGGAUUGGUACUGUGAGUACAGCGCUUACUGAAGAAGCUUUGUCAGAAUGCAUUAAGAGAAGCAUCUAUCAGUCUAUACCUCUAGAUGGUGUUGUUUCGGGAAGAAAUGGCGAUAAUGAUGAUGUCAAAUGCAGUAUAUGCCAGGAAGAAUACGUGGGUGGGGAUGAAGUGGGAAGGUUGCAGUGUGAGCACAGGUAUCACGUUGCUUGCAUACAACAGUGGCUGCGUCUUAAGAAUUGGUGCCCUGUAUGCAAGUCGUCCGCAGCUCCGUCACCUUCGUCAUCACCUUCACCCAUGCCGCCAUCGUCCACAUAAUUCAACAAUUUGUUAUGUGCAGAGGAGGCAUAUUGUGUACAAGUGAAGUGGGUCUCUCUCUUUUCUCAUAUUAAUUGUCCUUUUUCUUUUUUGUGUACAUAAUCGAUUCCCUUGAUCUACAUCAACUAAUAAACCCAAUCUGUUGGUGCACACGGUUGGAACUCUGCACUCAUUUAUGAAACUGUGAAUAUCACAAGUUGUUUCUUUUGAA
Molecule: messenger RNA, 1891 nt
Organism: Morus notabilis
Lineage: Eukaryota; Viridiplantae; Streptophyta; Magnoliopsida; Rosales; Moraceae
Product: E3 ubiquitin-protein ligase MBR2
Exons: 5
Coding region: 13-1680 (555 amino acids)
Molecular function (GO): ubiquitin protein ligase activity
Source: RefSeq, a predicted model, not a curated record